Molecule: messenger RNA, 2845 nt
Organism: Epinephelus moara (kelp grouper)
Lineage: Eukaryota; Metazoa; Chordata; Actinopteri; Perciformes; Serranidae
Product: schwannomin-interacting protein 1-like
Exons: 7
Coding region: 626-1351 (241 amino acids)
Biological process (GO): positive regulation of hippo signaling
Cellular component (GO): plasma membrane; cell junction
Source: RefSeq, a predicted model, not a curated record
AACACAAUACAUAUUUUAUAUUUGGGAGAACAUGUAAACACUAUAUAUCAGUUUUCCAUCUAUCAUAUAUUCCUACAGCCUGGGGGGGACAUGGUCUCCUGACGUCAGUGUGUACGGCCCUGGAUCUGGCCUCUUAUUUCUUUCCUUAUGCUUCCAUUUUUUUUUUUGGUGGCGGGAAAGACGACAUGUUGUCACCUUCAUGUCGCCACACUGUGCUGUCACAGUUCGUACAAACGGUCCGGUACACACAGUACAGCCAGGGUAACUCCCGCCGGCCGCGGGCUCCGGUGUCUCGGUGCUGCCUUCACCGUUCAAACCCUCCGUUACUCGGCCGAGGUUAAAGUGGGAAGAGCGGAAGGAGGAGGGAGGAGGAGGAGGAAGAGGAAGAUCCUGCCUUCCGUCAGACGGAGUUUAGACACUUUGAGGAAACUUUUUUUUACCAACCUUUCUGUGAUGUUUGUGUAAAAAGCUCCGCAGCCUCGCGCCGCGGUCAGGACACACAGCGAGGGCGGCGGGCUUCAGCGAGCGGCGGGGUGACAUGUCGGAGGGAUCCGGGGCUCCGGGGCCGUCUGGAUGUGACUGAAGGUGGGUGAAACCCUCCGAGAGUCCCGCUGCUGACAGGAGGAUGGAGGAAGAGAAAGAGACGUCCGAGGAGAAGGAGGAGGAGGAGGAGGAGGAAGAAGAGCUUCAUCAUCAUCAUCACAUUGCAGCAGCAGCGGCGGCGGCGUCCUCCGUGGACUACCAGGGCCUUCCCAUCAUGCACUGGGAGGACCUGAGCCAGCGGAUAGCAGAGCUGGAGAAACAGGAGCAGGAGAGGAGGGAGAGGUCAAAGAGGGGGACGGGGCUGAGGAUGGAGGACGGUCGGGGGGGAGUGUGGAGAGACGUGUGGGAGGAAGAGGACGAAGACUUCAGGAGGUGUCGAGUCUCCGUCGUCACAUCACGAUUUCACAACCACAGAAACCUGCAGCUGUGCUUCAUCAACAACAGCGACAGCGAAGACGACGACGAAGGAACCAACAAAAAGGUUUCCAUGGGAACGGGGCACAACGGUUGCCAUGCCACCGGGCUGAAACAGGAAGUGGCCACGGCUCUGAGGACACUGCGAGACAAACUGCUGGCUGAACAGAGAGAGAAGGAGCGUCUGGCCGGCAGCAGCUGUGUCACUGAGCGGAAACAUCUGGAGCAUUGGGAGCUGCAGGAGCGUUCAGUGCAGCAGCUCAACAGUCUGAAAGCAUCACUGCAACAGGAAGUCCACGCCCUGAGCUCGGAGCUGGUGGCCCACCUGUUGGUACGAGACCAGCUGAGGACAAAGCAGGACGCCAUGCUGCUGGAUGUCCAGGACCUGACCUAACACCGUGACCACAGACUUGGGCGUUGUGGGACCAAGCUGGACCGCUCGUCUACGUCAGCCCAGGUGUCACUAACUUCAAUUUAACGUCCGCUGAGCUGCUACUUUAUUUAAAUCUCCGGCGUAGAGGACAAUACGACUGGAUGGUCAGGUUCAAAGGAAACUGAAUCACCUGGAAACCUUAAAGGUGGUACAGCGUCGCUUUGAGGUCGAAUUGACAGACUUCACACUAACAGACAGGAAGUGACAUCAUUACACGUCCAAAGGAAACAUGAGUCGGUACACGGCAGCAGGUCUAUACGUAACGACGAGCAGGUGCAACAUUGAAAGUCUCAGUUUGAACUUAACAAAGGAUCAAAGAUUUCAGUGGAUCAAAGCCAAAUCCAAAUCUCCAAUCAGCUGCAGGCUGGUGAGGACAAACCAGCCAGGGCGACAAGGCCUGUAAAACAUUUGGAGGAAAGACAAACACACGCCAGCUCCUGGAUUCUAUCAUAAUUUCUCCAAAACUUUGGAUCCAUGUCGUGGUUUUUGGACGACCCAUCGAUAAACUCAGGAUCUGUUUUCAAAUUUGGGUCCAGUUUCAGUCGUGUUGUUCCUGGAAACGUCCUCCCUGAUGACACCAGGAUACACAAGAAAUUUAAGCUAAAGAUGAGGGGUAGUAGGCCAGUUUUCAUGCAUGGAUUAGCAGAUGACAUUUUCUCGCCCACAAAUAGGAAGCAGAUAAUAGAUGGAUGGUUUUAUAAUGCUAACACACAAAGAGGGAGUAACAUAAUUCGAAGAUGUGACGGGCUGAUAUAAUGUGUUACAGGUUAAAAAACAAUCACUGAACGACUAUCUUAAGUUUUUAAAGAUGGUGGUGUGAUCGAAUCGUGAAUCAUAAGGCCCUGGAAACCUUUUUCCUCCAUCAGCUUCUUACUAUAAACAACACCAUCACGGACAUAUUUCCUGCUGCAGUUUGUUGAUAUAAUAUUCGAUAAACCAAAAUAUAACAACUCAUUUGACCGAUAAUCGAUAUAUCCACUUUUUCCCCGCCUAAUUUUAGUCUCCUCUGUAGUGGAAUUAAUAUCAUAUUAUACAUGUAUACUCUUAAGGUGACGGCCCAGCAGCAGAUGGAGACAUAAAACACUGUUCAGUGUCUGUAAUAUUCAUUCUUUGUGCUAAGUAAGAAAAAGCAUGUUGGCUGAUACCGAUAAUGUGCCGAUAUUAUCGUACAUCCCUACCAAAAUUACCUCAAUAUUCUGUCCUGUGUGCUGCAGUCGGCUCCCGAGGAUGGACGGCGUGGGAAGCGGGCGGCUUGCUGGUGGAUUUAAGAAGCGGAGGAUGAAGUUGUCGGAGGGUAAAACUACAAACGAUGAACAUUUUGGCUCGUCAGGGGUUGGUAAGCUAACGAUUAUCAGAACUAUCAGAACUCAGCCUCUUUCACUCCACGCCAAUAUCAACUGAUACCGAUGGCGUGCCGAUAUUAUUGUGCAGCCCUUAUAUAUAUAUGUAUACAUA